This is a messenger RNA of Solanum dulcamara, 1266 nucleotides long. RefSeq names its product NEP1-interacting protein-like 1. Lineage: Eukaryota; Viridiplantae; Streptophyta; Magnoliopsida; Solanales; Solanaceae. The transcript has 5 exons. The record is from RefSeq and is a predicted model, not a curated record. The coding region runs from base 301 to 1026 and encodes 241 amino acids.
UACCCUUUUUAUGACAUUUUUAUUUGGCCUUCCCCUUACCGUGUCUUCUCACAUAGGAGAAAAACUAGUGAUCAUCUAAACCUUUGGCAAGUGACUCCAAUUUGCGGAUCAUUCCAACUCUCAAGCAAACAUCAAAAGCUCCACUUUUUCUUGAAAAAAAAAAAGCUAGAUUCAUUCGAUCAAAGAAAUAGAGCCAGUUUUCUCUUGUAUCGCCUUCUCUAAAGCACAAAAGAAUAAGCAUACACAUCCUUCUUCUCUUUAUGUAAAUCAGAAAAGACAAGCCUUUUGUUCAAAGAGUCAAUGGAAAUGGAAUUCUACGCAUACCCAUCUCGUGUUUUCCCUCUUUCCUCUUCUAUUUGUUCGUUUUGCAUCAGGGAUUUCGUUGAUAGGGCUAAAGAUUUCUUCAGCGUUGCGGUAUCUGCAAUCAUUGGCAGUGUUUUAUCUGCAAUCUUCACCUUUUUCUUUGCAUUAGUGGGCACCUUAUUAGGAGCAUUGACCGGAGCUUUGAUCGGCCAAGAGACUGAGAGUGGAUUUGUCAGAGGUGCUGCAGUUGGUGCCAUCUCUGGCGCUGUUUUCUCUCUUGAAGUCUUUGAGUCAUCUCUGUUACUAUGGCAGACGGAUGAAUCUGGAAUAACAUGCCUUGUUUACUUGAUUGAUGUACUCACAAGCCUGUUAAGUGGGCGAUUGGUUCGUGAGCGGAUUGGUCCAGCAAUGCUAAGUGCAGUCCAGAGUCAGAUGGGAGCUGUUGAACUUGCAUAUGAUGAGGUCCCUAACAUUUUUGAUACGGGUGCGGCUAAAGGCUUGCAUGGAGAUUCUGUUGAAAAGAUCCCCAAGAUUGUAAUUAAAAAUGGUAACAACUUGGAUGAUUCUGGAGAGAGAGUUUCUUGUUCCGUCUGCCUUCAGGACUUUCAACUGGGAGAAACUGUUAGAUGUUUGCCACAAUGUCAUCACAUGUUUCACUUACCAUGCAUCGACACAUGGCUGUUAAGACAUGGCUCUUGUCCAAUGUGCAGAAGGGAUCUGUAGUUGCUCCAUAAAAUUGUGACAAGGUUAUAUAAUUUCUUCAUACUUGCUUGUAUGGUUUCCUUAGUUGUCUUUCUUCACUUGUCCCAAUUUUCAAGGAAACCUGUGUAUUUAGUGUCGAGUAUGUGCUUUUUCGAGUUCAGUUGUUGUAGACUACUAGUUACCUGUAAAUUGAGCUAUUAUAGUGUUCACUACUUCCACUUAGUGGUACUCUGUAUCAAUGUGUCCCAUGUUUGCAUGCAU